Messenger RNA from Trichoderma aggressivum f. europaeum, 363 nucleotides. RefSeq lists its product as uncharacterized. The record is from RefSeq and is a predicted model, not a curated record. The transcript has a single exon. NCBI's taxonomy places the organism in Eukaryota, Fungi, Ascomycota, Sordariomycetes, Hypocreales, Hypocreaceae. Bases 1 to 363 code for a protein of 120 amino acids.
AUGUCUACAUCCAACGAGCUCUUCGAACAGACACGAAACACCGGUCAAUUUGUAAAAAGAGCCUACAUUAUCAGAAGUGAAUUCGUCAACCCUAGCCUUUUCGACGACGUCGUUAAGGAACACCGAGACUACUUGGAAGAACUGGCCGCAAAAGGCAAGCUUUUAGCUGCUGGACCCUUUGUACCUGGCGGGUCGGAGAGUAAAUAUAGUGGAGUGGGCAUGAUUGUCGUGUAUGCCGAUUCUGAAGACGAUGCUAGGUUCAUAGCAGAGGAAGACCCGAUGCAUCGAAAAGGCGUGCGCCAGUUCACAAUCGAUUUCUGGCUUAUUAAACAUGUUGCGCAGUCUUAUAAGGAAAUUCUAUAG